AUGUCCCGUCGACCGCGUUCCUCGUCUUCCGGACGGGAUGUGUCGCCCGUCGACGUCCACAACGCUCGCAGAACCUCCAGCCAGGUCUCGCCCGUGUCCGAGCAGUCGAUGCAUUUCGAGCAGUCAGUAUCCCGCGCCUUCUAUCCAGGCUCGCAUCCAGACAGUGCCUAUGCCAGACUCAGUUCUCAGCGCUUCGGCAACAUCGACUCUGCCAACCAGAACCAGAUCCAUCCGCCCUCGCCGCCCCGCCAUGUCCACCAACAUAUGCCCCCGCGGAUCACGCAUUCGAAUUCUCUGCGAACAAACGCUACGGCUACCCCCGGUGUUGAUAACUUGGGCGCCGCCGCUGUCGGUGGUGGUAUCAGCGGUAUUGCGUUCGGUGUAGCGAACCGCAACGAAAGACAGAGCGGUGUGGAGGCCAUGCGGCCGGUCGACGAGCGUGGCCAACAAGAACAACAACAUUAUUACGAUGGCCCAUCGGAAAGGCACUAUACGGAUACCCCAUACGUACCCCCGGUGCCGUACUCGGACCAGCCCGCGGCAGACCCACGUCUUGCUCGAGAUUCGUACCAUGGGAAUUCAAAUUCAUAUUCAGCCUCACAUUUGCCGCUCGGGGGAGGAGCUGCUCUGGCUGCGGCAGGCACGCCAGCACACGGUUCACCGAGCAUGUCAACAUCGAAUCCGUCUCAGCUCAGCGUUGGAGAGCCGUACCCUCGCUAUCCCAGCGGCGGCUUGUACGAUGGCCCGUACCAUUCAUACCACAAUAAUCCAGCAUCUAUAAACCCGGAUGAGAUUGCCGACGAUGGCGAUGAUGGCUUUAUUAAUGUACCGCAGCGACGAUCCGGCUUGUUUGGGAAAAAGUCAAGUCAAGAAGCCGUGGCCGGCGGUGCUGCUGCAGGUGCGGCUACUGGCGGUGUCCUAGGUGCCAUGAACAACUUGCGCGGAGGCGGCUCAACCGUAUACGGACCAGUUCCUCACAGCGAGGGAGGUCAUGCUGAGAAGAACCCAGCUCUUACUCAGCACGCUGCCGAUGCUGCUGCUGCCAAGAGGCGGAAGCGCUGGAUGUUGACUCUGCUGGUGGGAAUCGGUAUUAUUGCUGUCAUUGUUGGAGCGAUUGUUGGAGGUAUUCUUGGGAGUAGGAAGCAUGGUUCUUCCUCAUCCAAUUCAGAUGGCGACAGCAGCGGUGAUGGUAGUGACGAUCCCGGUACGAAUACCCAAACAGCCGAAGGCGAUAUCAAAACGAAUGGUCUUCUCGACAAGAACUCACCAGAGAUUCAAAAACUCAUGAAUAAUGACAACCUUCACCGAGUCUUCCACGGCAUGGACUAUACCUCUUGGGGCGUGCAGUACCCUUUGUGUGAAAAAUACCCGCCCAGUCCGAACAACGUCACGCGCGACAUGGCAGUUCUCUCGCAACUCACCGACACGGUCCGUGUUUACGGAACUGACUGCAACCAGACCCAGAUGGUGCUAGCUGCCAUUGAUCGGCUAGAGCUGACAGAUAUGAAACUGUGGCUCGGUGUUUGGGUCGACUCGAAUGAGACAACAGUGAAUCGGCAAAUGGACAUCCUGUACGAUGUCAUCGACGACAUGAACGAUACCUCCAUUCUCCAGGGCGUCAUUGUCGGCAAUGAAGUGUUGUACAAUGGUGGCUUUGAGGUCAAGGCGACCGCCCAAGAAAAGCUCACCACGUACUUGAACAAUGUGCGGUCGAAUCUGACGUCCAAGGGGCUCAAAAUCCCCGUUGCAACAUCGGAUCUUGGCGACAACUGGACAGCCGAUCUGUUAGAAGCGUCCGAUCUUGUCAUGGCCAACGUGCAUCCGUUCUUUGGGGGCGUCCAGGUCGACAAAGCGGCGGCGUGGACGACCACGUUCUUCGACACACACGACGUCUCGCUGACAUCCGGCACGAAGAAAGAAGCCAUUAUUUCCGAGGUUGGCUGGCCCAGUGAUGGCGGAAAUGACUGCGGAACAAACAAUUGCACUGACACAACGUCUGGCUCGGUCGCUGGCAUUGACGAAAUGAACCAGUUCAUGGCGGACUGGGUGUGCCAAGCGCUGAACAACGGGACCAAAUAUUUCUGGUUUGAGGCUUUUGACGAGCCCUGGAAAGUAAAGUACAACACUCCCGGCAAGUCCUGGGAGGAAAAAUGGGGUCUGCUGGACGCCGGACGGAAUAUCAAGUCGGGCUUGAAAAUUCCAGACUGCGAUGGAAAAACAGUCUCCUCUUAA
This is a messenger RNA of Talaromyces rugulosus, 2232 nucleotides long. RefSeq lists its product as uncharacterized. Gene Ontology annotation, cellular component: extracellular region; cell surface; fungal-type cell wall. The record is from RefSeq and is a predicted model, not a curated record. Lineage: Eukaryota; Fungi; Ascomycota; Eurotiomycetes; Eurotiales; Trichocomaceae. The coding region runs from base 1 to 2232 and encodes 743 amino acids. The transcript is spliced from 2 exons. Gene Ontology annotation, biological process: cell wall organization. Gene Ontology annotation, molecular function: 1,3-beta-glucanosyltransferase activity; glucan endo-1,3-beta-D-glucosidase activity.